Molecule: messenger RNA, 1956 nt
Organism: Ceutorhynchus assimilis (cabbage seed weevil)
Lineage: Eukaryota; Metazoa; Arthropoda; Insecta; Coleoptera; Curculionidae
Source: the annotation of a GenBank genome assembly
AAAACUUUAACCUUUGAUUUUUUUGAUUUCUUUCCUUAAAAAUUUUCCUAAGAUAAAGGAAGUAUGGCAAGUUGCCGGAGCCUUUUCGGCCUACUAGGCUCUCGACAAAUUAACAUUUUGACGGCCCCCCAAGUGAACAAAAACGUGCGGUUCCUGCACCAGUGUUGGCAGUGCAAAAAGGGCGAUAUUUUGACCAUCAACAUCGCGAAUCAUCCACAAAUCCAUUUACCAAAGAGAACCUUCCACUUGAGUUCUGUACAAAAAGCUCCCAAAAAAGACUAUUACAAUAUCCUUUCGGUAGGCCGUAACGCCUCAAAUGCAGAAAUCAAAAAAGCCUACUAUAAGUUGGCUAAAAAAUACCAUCCCGAUGUUAACAAAAAUGACCCCGAGGCUCAGAAAAAAUUCCAAGAAGCCUCUGAGGCAUAUGAAAUCUUAGGAGAUGAAACAAAAAGAAAACAAUACGACACUUGGGGCUCUACUGCUGAGCAAAUGGGUGGGGCGAGUACUGGAAGGGCUCAGGGGCCUCAAGGCUUUUCACAACACUGGGAAUAUCAAGCCUCAAUUGACCCAGAGGAACUUUUUAGGAAAAUAUUUGGUAAUGCAGGAUUUUCUUCAAAAUCGCCAUUUGAUGAUUUUGCUGAAAGUAGUUAUGGGUUUGGAGAAGCCCAAGAGGUAGUCUUAAGAAUUUCAUUUAGUCAAGCAGCUAGAGGAACCAACAAAGAGGUUACCGUAAAUGUAGUAGACGUUUGUCCCAAAUGUAGAGGGUCUAGAUGCGAACUGGGUACCAAAGCCACCAUGUGCUCUUAUUGCAAUGGCACUGGAAUGGAGAGCAUAUCAACUGGACCGUUUAUAAUGCGCUCUACGUGUAGAUAUUGUCAGGGUACCAGGAUGUUUAUUAAGAACAAAUGUAUUGAGUGCGAAGGAAAAGGAUCUACAGUGCAAAGACGUACUGUUACUAUACCUGUUCCAGCAGGUAUUGAGGAUGGUCAGACGGUGCGCGUGCCAAUAAAAAAUAAAGAACUAUUCGUAACAUUUAGGGUAGACAAAUCAGAUUAUUUUAAAAGAGACGGAGCUGAUGUGCAUACAGAAGCCGACAUUUCAGUAUCCCAAGGGAUUUUGGGGGGUACCAUAAGGAUACAGGGGCUAUAUGAAGACCAAAUAAUUCAAAUUAAGCCAGGAACCUCUUCUCAUACCAGGAUAAGACUAACGGGCAAAGGUAUGAAAAAGGUUAACGGUUUUGGCAAUGGAGAUCAUUAUGUUAAUUUAAAAAUCAAAGUACCCAAACAACUAAAUGAAAAACAGAGGGCUCUUAUUCAAGCCUAUGCUGAGCUAGAAGAGGAUACACCAGGACAAAUAAUGGGGAUAUCAAGUACAACAGAUGGUGGGACUAGAGCUACAGAUGAAAUGCCGUACGCUGGCGAAGAGACAUCUCAAAAGGGAGGCAUCUUGAACCGAAUCAAAAACGCGAUUUUUGGUUGAGUUAAAACUAAAUAACCAAAGCAAGCUGUAAAAAAUUGUUUUCAAUUUAGGUGUUACUCUGAAAGUAUUUAAUUGUUACUGUUUGAAAUAUAAGGAGUUUUUAUUUGAUUUAAUUAUUUCAAUAUUUAAAGGUAAACAAGCCUUCAGUUCCGGAAACCAAGAUCUUCUGGAAGCUAUCAGAUUGGCUUUGGAAGGGAUAAAGAAGUGAAGGAAAAAAAGAUUAAAAAAGAUAAGAAAAAUGCAAUUCAAGAGGAGCAAAGUGAUAAUGAAAAAGAAAAAAUUAAAACUAAAAUUUAAUUGAUCAGGAAAUUUUAAAAGCAAGUAGGUAAUUCCAAAAUUACAUGAAUACUUUUUUGUUCAUAGGCUGUAAGUAGUCCGUAUGUAACCAAUUUUGUUUUAAUGCCUACACAUGUUUUUUGUUAAGUGGAAAACACAAAAAUAUAGUUUGAAAGGGAGUUUUUGUUGAGUUUGAUUUAU